AAAUGAAAGCAGCUAGCACAAUUUUUAUGAUCACAAAAAUUGAAUAAAGCAUGAGAGGUGUACAUGCCUGCUUAAUAUAAGUCGUAGAAGCCGGGGGAAAUGGACGUUUUUGAAAGAGAAAGGGAUCGAAGGCCAACAGAAGACUAGACACGUAACGUCCUUGGUAGUAGUAGAAGGCAGAAGAAGAAGAAGCAAAAAAGCCCAACAAAAAGAAGGAAUCUCAUCUCAUCUCACGCAUGCAUCUGGGAUUGAUUCCUCACACCAAUCGAGCUCGCAACCUAAACCAUCUUCCCUUCCUUCACUGCACUUCAUCUUCCUCUUCCGCCUCCAUUAUAAGCCUCUCAACACCAAAGAGAGACAGAGAAAGAAAGGCUCCUCAUGUCUCAAAUGGAUCCUCCUCCUUUCCAUCGAUUAAUUUUUUGAUUGACUGAUUAACUAGCUCCUCCUCAACAAAAGAAAACCUAAGCUCGGAUUAAUUGAUCGGACCGAUCUCUUCUCGGUGCAUGGAGGAGGCCAAGAUGGGGGACGUCGCCACGAUCCGCGCCGUGCUGGCCAUCCUCCAAUGGUGGGGCUUCAACGUCACCGUCAUCAUCAUGAACAAGUGGAUCUUCCAGAAAUUGGAGUUCAAGUUUCCUCUUACUGUCUCAUGUGUCCACUUUAUAUGCUCUUCGAUUGGAGCUUAUAUCGCAAUCAAAAUUCUCAAGAUGAAACCGCUGAUUGAAGUUGCCCCAGAGGAUCGCUGGAGAAGAAUAUUCCCGAUGUCAUUUGUGUUCUGCAUAAACAUUGUGCUGGGCAAUGUCAGCCUGAGAUACAUUCCAGUCUCUUUCAUGCAAACCAUCAAAUCUUUCACCCCUGCAACGACAGUUAUUCUACAGUGGUUAGUCUGGAGAAAGUACUUCGAGUGGCGCAUUUGGGCUUCUUUGGUCCCAAUAGUGGGAGGAAUCAUGUUGACAUCAAUAACUGAGCUUAGUUUCAACAUGUUUGGUUUCUGUGCUGCUAUGGUUGGCUGCCUGGCCACAUCUACUAAGACAAUUCUGGCAGAGUCUCUACUCCAUGGGUACAAAUUUGAUAGCAUUAACACAGUGUACUACAUGGCACCCUUUGCAACCAUGAUACUGUCAGUGCCAGCAAUCGUGCUGGAAGGGAGUGGUGUGAUCAACUGGCUCUACACGUAUGAUUCCAUCGUCCCUGCACUGAUCAUCAUCACCACCUCUGGAGUGCUUGCAUUCUGCCUCAACUUCUCCAUCUUCUACGUCAUCCAUUCCACCACAGCAGUCACCUUCAACGUAGCCGGCAACCUGAAAGUGGCUGUGGCUGUGCUGGUCUCUUGGAUGAUCUUUCGGAACCCGAUCUCGGCGAUGAACGUUGUGGGGUGCGGAAUCACGCUCAUCGGCUGCACCUUCUAUGGCUAUGUGAGGCAUCUCAUCUUGCAACAGGCCGUGAACCCAAGCCCACGCACGCCCAGGAGCCGGAUGGAGAUGCUUCCCCUUGUAGGCGACAAGCAAGAGAAGAAUUAAUUUAGUUCAUACUCAUAAGACGAGGGGAGGGGGAGGGGGGUUGUUUAUGAUCAAUAGGAAUAAAGGAGCAUCUAACAGCUUUCAGGAUUGAUCCUGGCGCACUUUUGGCAUACUAGAAUAGAAACUUCAGAGUCUCAGUUGAGUUGGUAUAGAGCUAAUCUUGUUAAUCUGAACAAGCU
Messenger RNA from Oryza brachyantha (malo sina), 1696 nucleotides. Its product is annotated as UDP-galactose transporter 1-like. The transcript is spliced from 5 exons. Lineage: Eukaryota; Viridiplantae; Streptophyta; Magnoliopsida; Poales; Poaceae. Gene Ontology annotation, molecular function: antiporter activity. Gene Ontology annotation, cellular component: Golgi apparatus. The record is from RefSeq and is a predicted model, not a curated record. Bases 504 to 1517 code for a protein of 337 amino acids.